AUGACAGUGGACCACAACUUCUCCCUACUACCUCGGAUCAUCAAUGGCAGUAUAGCCGGGAUAGUUGGAGUCACUUGUGUGUUCCCUAUAGACCUGGUCAAAACCAGGCUGCAGAACCAGCAGCCAGGACCCCAAGGUCAACUCUUGUACAAAAGCUUACCAGACUGUGCUGUGAAGACCUUCCGUAAUGAGGGAUUCUUUGGCAUGUACAGAGGGUCAGGGGUGAAUCUUCUGCUCAUUACCCCAGAGAAGGUCAUCAAGCUGGUGGGGAAUGACUUCUUCAGAUACCACUUGUCCGCAGCAGAUGGUAGCCUGUCUCUGAUCCGAGAAGUUGCUGCUGGAGCCUCAGCCGGGAUGUGUCAGAUUGUCAUCACAACCCCCAUGGAGCUUCUCAAGAUCCAGCUUCAGGAUGCUGGACGAAGUGCCACCGUCGACCUGACUGCGGAAGCUGGUAAAGCUAAUCCCGUUGUGGCAGCUGUUGUCAAACCCCAGCGACUCUCGGCCACCAGGAUCACCCUUGACCUCCUGAAGACCAGGGGCAUCAUGGGAUUGUACCAAGGCUGCGGAGCCACAGCUCUCAGAGACGUCACAUUUUCUGCUGUCUACUUCCCUUUGUUUGCCAAUCUGAACAAAUUAGGGAAGCGCAGAGAGGGAAGUGACCAGGCCGUGUUCUAUCAUUCUUUCAUCUCUGGUUGUGCUGCCGGCUGCACUGCUUCAUUUCUGGUGACACCUUUUGAUGUUGUAAAGACCCGGCUGCAAACCCUGAGCAAAGGAAAAGGAGAACGCACUUACACUGGCAUCAUUGACUGCUUUUCGAGUGUGUUGAAGAAUGAAGGUCCUAAAGCCCUCCUCAAAGGUGCCUUCUGCCGUAUGCUGGUGAUUGCUCCACUCUUUGGCAUUGCACAGACGGUCUACUAUCUGGGAGUAGCUGAGUUCUUACUAGGACUGCAUAAACCAUAA
Molecule: messenger RNA, 960 nt
Organism: Candidula unifasciata
Lineage: Eukaryota; Metazoa; Mollusca; Gastropoda; Stylommatophora; Geomitridae
Source: the annotation of a GenBank genome assembly